AAGUCCCAACAAAGAAGAGGUGUGCUUUCGUCUAAGAAGACUUUGCCCACAGCGUAUACAUUAUUUUUGCGCUACUCUUUUCUUCUCCUCUCUAUGUUGAGUAGGUAGCGUUUAGCUCGUUCUAGCGAGCAGAUUCCUAAGCUCGAGUGGUGAAAGUGCAGACUUGAGGUCACUGGCAGAGGUUUUACGGUUAUACGUAGCAUCAGGAAGGCCUGAUACAAACUCCUUUGAAUGCUGCGUUAACGAGUGUCGCCAGUUAACGCAUCCUUACGUCAGUGCGCUGUGUCUAGCUAGGCUAGUUGUACUUGUAACUGACCACGCGAAACCAUAAUACUUUAGCAGGCCACUAUAGCUCAUUCUAGAAGCUUACGUUAAUUCCAGCCGAGUGUAUACCACCCCUUAAACCUACGAAAAUAUAACUGCAGUCGCAUAAGAUUGGUUCUUCUAGGUUAGUCCUACUAAAGUGCGUGCUUGGAAAGGCAUGUCUGAUUACCGCUUCACACAUCUGACCGGAAGGGUCAGUCACCUGAACCAACCUCGAACCCAUUUAUCUGGCAACGACAUCGAUGCGGAUUUGUACGCCCGCAAACUUCUUCGAAACUCUGCGCCAUCACUUUGCAGCGUAGUAGAUGAGCCCGUCACACGUAGGUUCAGCCCAGCGGUGGGCGGCAAUAAGCGAACGUCGGUUCUUGAAAGUGGGCGCUAUUUUGGAUCUUCCCUAUUAUCACCCACAACUGCAGUAGGAGACUUCCGCGAAAGGCAACAGAACAUGCACCAUGGUCGCUAUCAGACUGCGUUGCCGGAUGUUAACAACAGUGACCGCUGCAGGUCUUCAACAACGUUGUACUCGAGCGGUCUAGAAAACUCUUUUCGGCCGUAUGUCACUACCCGAAGUGUCGAUGUUCGAACCUGUCCUGGAAGGCCAAAGGUAUUCCAACCAUCGCACGUUACUUCGGUAGUCACAAACUGUCCCAAAUGCUUUAACGGCAAACAGUGUACAAUCCAGGUGUUAUGUCCCCAUGUUCUGGAGCGCUGCAAUACAUUCGGUGGUGCGUUUAAGGAACAGCUCUUUGGUCAGUACCGCGACGUGGAUAUGGAAAAGCAAUUCAACUGAGUCUUGCGUUCCGCAGUUGCCAUGGCGUCAUUGUAUCUUUCAGGAAAUUACCUUUUCCACUCAUUCGCACUCCAUGGUAGACCAGUGGGUGUAAUUAUAAAAUCUCAAGCCUUCCGUCAUUAUCGGCUUAUAAUCUAAACCGAAAUAGUACCUCCAAGUAACAUUUUAAGAUAAUUUGCAAGUCAAAGUAACAUUCGCUCUAUAAUUUGUUUGAAAUCAUCAUUUGAGGUGCCUUCAACAGUAUGCCGAAAAUAUAGUCAUUUAUGGAUAUGUCACUGAGUGUGAGAGUACGAGUUGCCAUCAGCAGUUUGAGGGUCUGACAUUACAUUCAUCAGUCUUUACCACAGAGUAUACAAAAUCCCAUUAGAGCAUGAGAUGAGGCAUUUUUAAUACAGAUUUGCGUGAUUUUUUUUAACGUAUCACGAAGUACGAAUCUGAGACUGUAUAGCCGUCUCUAAAUUAUGACUACUACUAUUACCGUUAGUUGCUGUUUGUGCAACGGCGGCUUGUAUUAUCUUAUUGUUCUCAACGUCAAGCUUAUUAUGUCACAAUGGGAACCUUGCAUGAACAAUGUACUUCGAUAAGUUUUUGUCUCGGUCUUCAAAUUGUCUGUAAAAGUCAAAAAAACAGGUAAAUUACUAGGAAUUAAUAGUAUGGACGCCUCAGGAUGUGAAGUCCGUUAGUAACCAAGCUAAUUAUGGAAAUGUCUCUAAAAGGCUGAACCUGGCUAGCUCAUCAGCUUUUUUUGUUAUCACAGAUUUCACUGUAAAGAAAAGCGGCUAUUUCCAACAAAUCCCAUCUUGUUGUACAUCCACUAGCCGGUGCUUGAAUUGAUUACAAGAGCGUCCCUUAUUAUUCCAGCCAAGUAAAUAGUUAUCGACAGAAGCUGCAAGAUCAUGCGUCCAUUUUUACGUGAUAUUUGCUUUCGCAUUACUGACCAUCACAGUCGAACGUUUCCGGCCAACUAAACAGGCCUCUUGAAACCUUAAAAUAAGAAAGUCCAGAAAAGUAAAUGCCACGUCCCAAAAGCACGAAAUCACGUUCGACUCACAACCACCAUUUAUUAUCAUACUAAAUAGGUAACUUUUAGUGUUUUGUUAAAUGUAUAAUGAUUUCAGUUAAAUGGGCACAGUGGAUAAAUAGACCGAACCAUAGAUCUACAAAUACAAUUAAAAACCAUUUUCUACUGGUCUAUACCACUUUGGAAUUAAUUGGCUCGGCUUAAUAUUCACAGACGAAUAGUCGCUUCCCGAGCAUGCAAAACUGAUAUAAACGGUAAUAAUGGCCAUUUGCCUUGGACAUGUCACGACAGAAACAAUGAGGAUCGAAUAGGAAUAGUGACUAAAAUAGGAUGACGCACUACGCCUUCGUAAGUGAUAUAAAACUUCAAAUAUAUAAGAACAGUCACUGUUGACUGGUGGAAAAUAAACCGACUGAUCCUAGCCAAUGCGUAUAACUAUGUUGGUUGGAAAACUAGUUUAUAAAAACAGUGUCUAAUAAUCCGCUCACUCUAAAUUUCUUUGAUUGAUUCAAAGAUGUCGUAAGUUCCAGUUAUUCAGACCUUUGCCUUGUUACGUUUCUGGACUCGAAUUUUUACUUAACAAAUAGGUGAUUAUUUUUUUCAAUUUGAUUCAGUUGUAGCCCUAAUAUUCUUGCAACCCAAGCCAAGCGAUCCACUUCUAUUGUGAUUGACUUUUUGUAUAAUAACAUACAAUUUCAAGCUUAGUUACAUUGGCGCAGGCAUCAAUUAGGUUCCUCCAUUGAGGUCUGUUAAACAUUCUUACCUAUAUCGACGUUGGAAAUUUUAACUUCAACAAAACAAUUUUUAUUUCAAGCUACGCUUGAUUGUAUCACAAACUCGGAUGCGGUAAUUGUCAUGGUGGUAGGUCUGAAUUUAAAAUGCUUACCUAGCGUUUAGCUUUCCCUCAGCGGAUACUCGCAGCGUCAAUUACUAUUUCCCUAUAUUGCUGCCUUUACAGUGAUUUACGGAGAAAAUCCAGACUAUUAUUAUGAUGACGCG
This is a messenger RNA of Varroa destructor (honeybee mite), 3134 nucleotides long. RefSeq lists its product as uncharacterized. NCBI's taxonomy places the organism in Eukaryota, Metazoa, Arthropoda, Arachnida, Mesostigmata, Varroidae. The record is from RefSeq and is a predicted model, not a curated record.